CAACAAUGUGUGAAUCAUUUCCUGUGUGGGUAACGUUACUGCUCAGAUGGAGAUGUGAAAGUGUGAAACAAGAAGAACAGCCCUGUGAACUGUACCAGGUCACUUUGGAGCCAGACUCUGAGACCAUGAUGUGGACUCUGUUCACUGUUCUACUCUUUGUUUCUGAUGUUCAAACUGGUGGACGAAAAACGUCAAACAAGAAAAACUUAUGUCAUAAUGUCCUCAGUGACUGCUACCAAAAUGUCAAGGAGCAUCAGAAUGACGACUGGACCAGGUGUUACGAAAAUCACAUCUCUACCUGUAUACAAAGUCGUUAUCGGAUGACAAACUUCAUUCAGCGGAUGGUGAACACGUCUGAAGAGGUCACAGAGAGUCCCAGUGAAUUUCACAGGGUUCAUGUACCGUCGCUGGCUCUGCAGAUGUCCACCAGAGGGCGCUCUGAGGAUGAAGUGGUGCUUGUCACCACAUUGAUCAACAGCACAUUUUUCACAACUCAGAGGAAAGGAAGGAGGACUAUGCCGACACCUGACCAGGGCAGUCCUCUGGGGGGGUUGGUCCUGGUGGUGAAGGUGGGGAACCGUCCAGUCAAGAACCUGACGCAGCCAGUCACUUUGACCUUCAGACACAACACACAGGUGAAAGAUGGAGUUUGCGUAUACUGGGAGGUGACAGAGAACAGACCAGGGUACUGGAGCAGGGAGGGCUGUGAAACCAGGGACAACGGAGACAAGUUUGUCUGCAGCUGCGACCACCUCAGUUUCUUUGCGGUGCUUGUGAACCCUUCUUUGACAGUGGAUUCUGCUAAUGCUAGGAAUCUCAGCUACAUCACCUACAUUGGAUCAUCGCUGAGCGUCGUCUUCACGGUCAUCAGUUUGAUCAUCUACCUGUGUCUACAAAAGAAGCGUCCAGAGAAGGCCAUCAGUGUGCACGCACAGCUGACUGUGGCUCUGCUGUGCCUCCACCUCAGCUUCCUCUUGUGUUGUCUGUGGGUUUGGAGGGUAAAGGAGGACGGCUGGGUUUGCUUCUCCCUGGGCCUCUUUCUCCACUGGUCCCUGAUGGCUACUUUGUGCUGGAUGGCUCUGGAGGGAUUUCACCUCUACCUUCUGCUGGUCCGCGUUUUUAACAUAUAUGUUAGAAGAUAUCUGCUGAAACUCAGCGCAGUGGGAUGGGGUAUUCCCACUCUGGUUGCAGGGGUCUGUGGGAUUUUUGGUGUAUAUGGAAAAGACAGUCUGAAACUGACGGAUAUCAACAACCACACUUCACCAGCCGACAUUUGCUGGUUGAGCGACGCUUUUCCUCACAAACUCGUGGUCAGCUUCAUCACCACGGUGGCGUUUCCGGGCCUGGUGGUUCUGUGUAAUGCCUGCAUGCUGGGCCUGGUGGUGUUCAAGCUCCGGAGCUUAAGACACAACGAAAGCUGGAAACUAGUCAACACAGAGAAGAGGAAGAGGUUAUGGAAAAACGCUGCCACGGUGCUGGGCCUCAGCUGCGUGCUGGGUUUGCCCUGGGCUCUGCUCAGCACCACCUACGUCUCUGUCACCGGCAUCUACAUCUUUACAGUAUUCAACUCCCUGCAGGGUGUCUUCAUGUUCCUGUGGUCCCUCAGUCUGACCUGCAAGUCUCAUUCUGACCAUAACUCCUCGUCCAAAAACCCAUCCACUCAGAAAAUAAUGACCACAAGUUUUAAUAACUGAUGUUUAAACAUAUCUGUCGUUCAUAUCUGCUAGUUUCUGAGAAAAACGAUCAGUUAAAAAACAUUUUUUUAGAAAAUUAAAUAUCUGUAUAACUGUAGUAUUAUAAUACUGAUUGUUUAAUUUAACUAACCCUUGACUACACAUUUGUUUAAGUUGUGGAAUGUGUUUAUAAUUGUCUUAUUUAUAUGAUAUUAUUCACUAUUUUGUCUCAAACGAUCGAAUUUUUGCAGGAAUAAAAUCGGAAUUUAACAACAAAAAAAAGGAACGAGUAUUGAACGUUUCCCCCAAAAUAUCCGUACAAUUACCGCAACAAACACCAAGUCCUUAAUAAUUUUCAAAUUUUCGAUACAUUUUUCAAUAAUUUUCGCCGGAGAAUUGUCAAACGUAACUACUCAUUCCAAUGGACGAUUUACUGUUUCUUUCUGUGUGAUUUACCUCGUGGAGUAUUAACAGUUCAAACACACGGUCUCACAAUACUGCAAUAAAUCGAAUUCUGAAUU
Messenger RNA from Cynoglossus semilaevis (tongue sole), 2194 nucleotides. Its product is annotated as adhesion G-protein coupled receptor G1-like. Gene Ontology annotation, cellular component: plasma membrane. The transcript is spliced from 13 exons. Gene Ontology annotation, biological process: cell surface receptor signaling pathway; adenylate cyclase-activating G protein-coupled receptor signaling pathway. Gene Ontology annotation, molecular function: G protein-coupled receptor activity. Lineage: Eukaryota; Metazoa; Chordata; Actinopteri; Pleuronectiformes; Cynoglossidae. The record is from RefSeq and is a predicted model, not a curated record. The coding region runs from base 6 to 1694 and encodes 562 amino acids.